AUGACUGUGCGCGGCUGUCCUGACUACGCCGUCCCCAGACUCCGGCCCUGUCCCGGGUACGCCGGCUUCGUCCCCCGAGAGACGGCCGAGGUCAACGUGGACGUCAUACAUGACCCCGAGUCACCAUUUGCCACAAGCAUGCGUACUACGUACAGGUUGAUCCUGAUGUUCUUCGCCGCGGUUGCCAUGGCGCCUCUGGUUGUCAUGGUUACCGGCCAGGGCCCUUCGGAACAAGAACUGCAACAGGCGGUCGCCCAGGCAACAGCAGAAGUGGCGGCUGAAGAGGCAGCCAAUGUGUCCGUAGGUGCUGAAGCAGAGGAAAGCCCGUUCUCCGGAGCUCUGAACGCGCUGGCCAGGGAACAUCGCUCCACCCCAAUGGCCAGGAAUCUCAGCAGGUGUGCCACCGUCUUGGAGAAGGUGGCAAAACACUUCAUGAGCAGCUCCAGGCGUAGAACUUCAAGCUACACAAUAGCCAUGCUGUCCGCCAUCGACUCCCCGAACGUGACAAGUGUUUGUGACGCCACCUCCAUGGAGCCGGUCACGUGCCCAACACCAGCCGUCCCAGAGUUCCGUUCGGCAAACGGCCGUUGCAACAACCGGAACCACCCCCUGUGGGGAAGUAGUGAGCAACCCUUCAGAAGGCUGCUGGAGCCAGAAUACGGCGACGGACUCAUGACGCCUCGCACCACUGGGUCUGGGCGUGAUGGCGCCCCCCUCCCCAGCCCGCGGCUGGUCAGCACGACCAUGCACGAGGACCUGCGGAAAUCCAGCCCGGUCAACACCCACAUGGUCAUGCAGUUCGGACAGUUCCUGGACCACGACAUCACUCUCACGCCCAACUUUCAGGAAGAAGGUCUCGUCUGUACCUGUGGCACCGAUGACGAACACUGCUUCAACAUCAACGUCCCCUCAGACGACCCUGACUUCGCAGGGAGGCCCUGCUUGCCGUUCGCUCGCUCCCUAUCCUGUCCGAACGAAGGGUGCCGCUUGGGCCGCCGGCAGCAGCUGAACCAGCUCACCGCCUUCGUGGACGCCUCCAACGUCUACGGCUCCUCGGACGAAGAGAUAGAGGAGCUCAGAGAACACGCUGAACCACCCGUGGUACAAGCUACGUGUCCGGCGGGCUACCAAAGGUUCCAGAAAAACUGCUUCAAGGCCUUCCCCCAAACCAAACCUGACUACAGCUGGGCCAUGAAGGCCUGCUUGAAAGACGAAGGUUUUCUGGCCAUGCCGAAAGACGCCGCCACUAACGCGUUCCUGGUCCAGCUGAAGAAUGCGGUACGAAACGACGUCGCUUUCUACAUCGGACUGAGUGAUCGAAACGCCGAAGGACAAUGGCGCUUUGCUGACGGAACCUUAUUAGGUUCUUACAAAAACUGGAGCCCCGGAGAACCAAACAAUUCAGGGAAUGAGGACUGCGCCAAUUUGCGUCCGGGAUCCGGGGGCAAGUGGAAUGACGUACCUUGCUCCAUCGAUCGACGGUAUAUCUGCCAAGUCCCGCCAAUCCAUCCUGGCUGCUCACAAAAAGCAACGGGCACCACCUACAAAUACCGAUGGGAUUUGCCCCAGCUUACGGGAACGCGCUUCACUUUUCAAGUCUCUGCCUACAAAGCUGCCCACAUCGGCCUGUCACCAGAAAACCACGACGUUACGAACAUGUACGAAAUCGUCAUCGGUGGAUGGAGCAAUACAAAGUCAGCCAUACGCCUAGGGAAGCAAGGCGAAACUCGCGCAUUAGUCUCGACACCAGGUAUCAUCUCGGCAACAGAAUACAGGACCUUUUGGAUAAACUUGGCCCCAGACGGAACCAUUUCUGUUGGAAAGGGUGGCGUCUCUCAGCCGUUUAUGUCGUGGAGGGAUCCCAACCCGAUUCGCGUCUCUUACGCUGGCUACUCUACACGCUCGGGGGCCACUGGACGUUGGAAGUUCUGUUCCAAUGAAGGAGCGCGCGGCCUGCUGAAGUCCAGACCGAACCCUUUAGACGCCAACAAGAAGGAGCUUCUGCCCGCCAGCAUUGCGGAUGAAGCCGUGUGUGCCGAAUUUACCGGGAACGAGACGUGCUCGCAGGCUGGGGACAUCCGUGUGAACGAGCAGCCAGGACUGACCUCCAUGCACACCGUCUUCCUGCGGGAACACAACAGGAUCGCCAGGCAACUCUCCGGACUCAACCCGCACUGGGACGACGAUCGGGUGUUCUUCGAGACCAGGAAGAUCGUGGGCGCGCUGAUGCAGAAGAUCACGUACGGGGAGGACCUUCCUUACGUUCUCGGUCCGGACGCCAUGACCAAGUUUCACCUGACCCUCCUCCAGAGCGGGUUCUUCUCUGGGUACGACGUGAGCGUGAACCCCACCAUCUCUAACGUCUUCGCCACGGCAGCCUACCGGUCCGGUCACAGUCUGGUUAACGAACGUCAGUUCCGCCUUCCUCCGGACUUUAACCAGGGAAGCUUAUGCCCGAUUCAGCUGGACUUUGCUUUCUUCAAUCCAUCCCACGUCCUCAACAACGACCUAGGCGGCGUGGACUCCAUCCUACGCGGACUGACCGCCCAGCCCCAUCAGGACGUCGACCGGUUCAUGGUCUCGAGCCUGACGAAGCAUCUGUUUGCGGAUCCUCCCGGGUCUCUUGGCCUGGACCUGGCGGCGCUGAACAUCCAGCGGGGCAGAGACCACGGGCUGCCCGGCUACAACGCCUGGAGGGUGACGUGUGGACUCAGUGGAGCGACGACGUUUAGCGCUCUCGGAACGGAGAUUCCUGACGUCAACACGCGAAAGAUACUGGGGAAGCUGUACAGCCACGUGAAUGACAUCGACGUGUUCGUGGGGGGUCUUGCCGAGGAGUCCGUGCCGGGCGGUGUCGUCGGUCCAACCUUCGCCUGUCUGAUCGGCCUGCAGUUCCAGGCCCUCCGCAUGGGGGACCGCUUCUGGUUCGAGAACGAAGGACAGUUUACAGCAGCCCAACUUGCGGAGAUCAGGAAGACCAGUCUGGCUCGGAUCCUGUGCGACAACACGGACGGCACCACACACAUGCAGCCGGACGUCUUCAGGCUGCCCACACAGUCUGGGAACGAGAGAGUGGCGUGCUCCUCUCUGCCCCAGAUGGACCUGACCAAGUGGCAGGAGUCGGUGUCGAAUUCUAGCGGCCUUCCGGAGUCGCUGGAAGAAGAGAACGUCACCAUGUCUGGCCGAGAAUUUGACGACCACGACGCCGACGAAGAACUUGAGCGGGUGGCUGAGGAAGCCCGUAUCCUCCUUGAGCUGCUGCGCGGGAAACAGGAGGACCUCCCCCCACCGGAGGAGAACCUCCCCCCGCCGGAGGAGAACCUCCCCCCGCCGCCGGAGGACCUCACCCCACCGGAGGAGAACCUCACCCCGCCGGAGGAGAACUUCCCCCCGCCGGAGGAGGACCUCACCCCACCGGAGGAGAACCUCACCCCGCCGGAGGAGAACCUCCCCCCGCCGAAGGACAUCUACCGCACCCUCCUCGAUCUGCUGCGCGGGAAACAAGAUGACAUCUACCCGGAGAAGAACACAGGGUCCGGCGGCGAGUUAGACACCAACGACAUCGGGUACAUCGACCCUGAGGAGUACGGCCAGGACAUGGCCAACAACUUGGAGUAG
Messenger RNA from Branchiostoma belcheri (Belcher's lancelet), 3618 nucleotides. RefSeq names its product thyroid peroxidase-like. The transcript is spliced from 16 exons. Gene Ontology annotation, molecular function: peroxidase activity; heme binding. The record is from RefSeq and is a predicted model, not a curated record. The coding region runs from base 1 to 3618 and encodes 1205 amino acids. NCBI's taxonomy places the organism in Eukaryota, Metazoa, Chordata, Leptocardii, Amphioxiformes, Branchiostomatidae. Gene Ontology annotation, biological process: response to oxidative stress.